GUCACUGCCUACUAAAUUGACAGAAAAGUGUUUUGAUUUGUAUCCUGUUUCGUUUUAAAUGUGACUUGCUUGCUGGGUGCAUCACGAAAAAGUCAAAACAUUAAAUGUUAUAAUAACCAAGAAGUACGCUAAAGUAGUUAAGGGUUUCGUAAGAGAAAAGUAUCAUAUUUUCAUAUUACAAUGGCUACUACCAAAAGAAUGGUGCCUAACAUCCUAAUAACAGGUACUCCAGGUGUCGGGAAGUCUACACUUUCGCGUUUAUUGGCUGAAAGAACAAAGUUUACCUGGCGAGAAGUGUCCAAAUUAGCUGAGGAAUUUAGUUGUUUAGACGAAUAUGAUCCAGAGUAUCAGUGCCCGUUUCUAAAUGAAGACAAGCUGCUGGACAUUAUGGAAGGUAUGAUGGCAAAGGGUGGCAACAUUGUGGACUACCAUGGAUGUGACUUUUUUCCAGAGAGGUGGUUUGACGGUGUUUUUGUUGUAAGGACCAAUAACACUGCACUCUUUGACAGGCUAACAGCAAGAGGAUACACAGGCAAGAAAUUAGAAGAUAACAUUCAGUGUGAAAUAUUUGAAACAUUGCUAGAAGAGGCACAGUCUUCGUACAAGCCAGAGAUUGUGGUAGAACUACAGAAUGACACAGAAGACCAGCUACAUAAGAAUGUUGACACAAUCACAGAAUGGAUAGAAAGGUGGAGAGAAGAAAAUAUAUAGUUAAUUUAUUUU
Molecule: messenger RNA, 723 nt
Organism: Spodoptera exigua (beet armyworm)
Lineage: Eukaryota; Metazoa; Arthropoda; Insecta; Lepidoptera; Noctuidae
Source: the annotation of a GenBank genome assembly